GACUUUAACUUGACCAUGUCCUCAGACGAAGUCCUAUCACAUUUUGGAGUACUCGACGACUUGAUACAGGUCAUCUACCAAGGAUUUGACCGUUUUGUUAUUCUAUCCAAAGUAGAUGAUUCCAACUGGACGACGUAUGUGGGCCUUAAAGGUUCAGGAUCGUGGUGGCGAGGAUCGUGGUCCGCAAAGGAUAUCUUGCAUAUUGCCGGAUCCGGUUCGACUCUCAUUGUAUUAGAAGCCUUCGCGGAUAAACUUGCACAAGCGUUCAUUCAGGGCGACCUGAGUAUUGGGAACUGGGCUUCCAACAAAGUUACAAAUUUAAACCUCAUAUUCGGGGCUAAAUCCAAGACACCUCUCCAAGUUCCUCUCGUCGAGCUAAAACCACAAGAGGUGGCAGUCUUUGCCAGCACCAUCUUCAUUGAAAUUGCCCUCGAAGCACAAUCGCGAAAGUGUCGUUUAAAUCCUUCUCCAUUUGCAUCUGUAUCCGCAGUUUCAGAAGCAUCUCACACGGCUACUGCAGCACCUGUGAGCAUGAGUAGAUCACGAGUCGCUGCGGCCUCGUCACCCGAUCUGGAAUCACAACGGAGAAUUAAAACAUUAGAAACCGAGCUGGCCCUCAGUAAAGAAAAGAAGGGCAAGUCUCCCCCCAACGAAUCCGGUUCGAAACCCUCUACCACAGCUGUUCGGCCUCCGAAAGGUGCAUCACUUGCAAACCCAAACAAGAAAGCACGCAAGUACCAAGCCCUCGAAUUUGAGAGCGACGAAGAAUAAAGUUACAUGUUGACUUGAUAAUAGUAACAAUGCUCUUCUCGAGGUCGAUUAAUGACUGUCAUGUCGGUUGGAUCCGAUGUUUAUCUCUAGAUCCUCCCGAGUUGUCUCCAAGGUAGUAGUGUAAUUUCGGCUGGAUUUCGCGUCCAUAAAAACAUGGAGCGUAACACAUAUGGCUUAUUCGUAUAGAUAGCU
Serpula lacrymans var. lacrymans S7.9 is the source of this 963-nucleotide messenger RNA. RefSeq lists its product as uncharacterized. The record is from RefSeq and is a predicted model, not a curated record. NCBI's taxonomy places the organism in Eukaryota, Fungi, Basidiomycota, Agaricomycetes, Boletales, Serpulaceae. The coding region runs from base 16 to 771 and encodes 251 amino acids. The transcript is spliced from 6 exons.